AGCGAACCGGAGGCUGCUUGACUUUAGAAGAAGAGGCUCCUGAAGAACCGAGCGGUUCUGAUCCGGCUCGGCUGAGCGCAGGACCGCCCCGCUGGCCGCCUCGUGCUGCCUCCUGACGGACUGCACAGCCGCUCAGACCCCGCGCGUGCUCAGAUGUCCUUCAGCUUGUUGCCCUGGCCGAGGCUCCCAUAAUUCACUCAGGUGCUUGGCUUUGCCCUCAGAUGUGCCAUUGUGUGGACUAAGCCAGGCCAUCAGUGUGGAGUAGCAGAGGAGACAGUGCAGCGGGCGUGUGUGGCGGGCAGAGUUUCGGCUGGAGACGCACACACUCAUGCCCCGCUUGUUGGAGCCAGUUGCUGAAGGCUCUUUGAUGGCCCGACUGCUGCUGCUGCUGCUGCUUCUUCUUCUUCUGCUGCUGGGAUUCAGCUCGAACUUCACUCAUGCGAACGUGCUGGACACGAUGUUGCUGAGGAAUUCUGGGAAGGCGACGCUGGAUAACCGAAAGGAGGACAGUAGGAGCUUGGUGCCUGUGGUUCCCGAAAGGACGCUGUGGUGCCACUGUUACCACCACUGUCCAGAGGACUCGGUCAACAACACCUGCAGAACUGAUGGCUACUGCUUCACCAUGGUGGAGGAGGAAGAGGGCGGCCCCCCGACACUCACCUCGGGCUGUUUGGGAUUGGUGGGCUCUGAAUUUCAGUGCAGGGAUACAGGGAACUCUCGUUUGAGAAGGGCGCUGGAGUGCUGUACUGACCAGGACUACUGCAACAGAGACCUCCACCCAACCCUGCCUCCAAUUAACACCCCUAACUAUGUGGACAACAGCAUCCACCAGAUGGCUCUGUUCAUCUCUGUAGCAGUGUGCAGCAUUAUCCUCAUCUUUAUCAUUGUCUUCUGUUACUUCAGGUACAAGCGUCAGGAGUUGAGGCCACGGUAUACUAUUGGUCUGGAGCAGGACGAGACGUACAUCCCUCCAGGAGAGUCCCUGAAGGACCUGAUCGAGCAGUCCCAGAGUUCUGGCAGUGGCUCAGGACUCCCUCUGCUGGUGCAGCGCACCAUAGCUAAGCAGAUCCAGAUGGUGAAGCAGAUCGGAAAGGGGCGCUACGGGGAGGUGUGGAUGGGCCGCUGGAGAGGCGAGAGGGUGGCUGUCAAGGUGUUCUUCACCACUGAGGAGGCCAGCUGGUUCAGAGAAACCGAGAUUUACCAGACUGUCCUCAUGAGGCACGAGAAUAUACUAGGCUUCAUCGCAGCAGACAUCAAGGGAACAGGUUCAUGGACGCAGCUCUACCUGAUCACGGACUACCAUGAGAGUGGCUCUCUUUACGACUACCUCAAAUCCACCACGCUGGAUACACGGGCACUGCUGCGCCUGGCGUACUCGGCCGUCUCAGGGCUCUGCCACCUGCACACUGAGAUCUUUGGCACACAGGGCAAGCCAGCCAUCGCCCACCGUGACCUCAAGAGUAAGAACAUUCUGGUGAAGAAGAACGGCACGUGCUGCAUCGCUGACCUCGGCCUAGCCGUCAAGUUCAUCAGUGACACCAAUGAGGUGGAUAUUCCUCCAAACACACGAGUGGGCACCAAGCGCUACAUGCCGCCAGAGGUACUGGACGAAACCCUGAACCGCAACCACUUUCAGUCCUACAUCAUGGCCGACAUGUACAGCUUUGGCCUGAUCCUGUGGGAAAUCGCCAGGAGAUGUGUGUCAGGAGGAAUUGUUGAGGAAUAUCAGUUGCCUUACCAUGACCAGGUACCCACAGACCCGUCCUAUGAGGAUAUGAGAGAAGUGGUGUGUAUAAAGAGACAGCGGCCCUCUUUUGCCAACCGCUGGACCAGCGAUGAGUGCCUGAGGCAGAUGGGCAAGCUGAUGAGUGAAUGCUGGGCGCACAACCCAGGCUCCCGCCUCACCGCCCUCAGGGUAAAGAAAACUCUGGCCAAAAUGUCAGAGUCACAGGACAUUAAACUGUGAGGGACGCUCAGACUGCGCCAACAGACUCCGAGAGAGGCGGCGGAGGUAGACAGCCAUCCCACACCUCUCCGCUCCAAGCCGAGCGACAGGCCCUCAGCGGCACCAUUCUGCUUUCUGUGAAAGCUCCUAGCCAGCAGAGCACAGGACAGGUUGGGCCCCCUGCUGGUGCACACCAGAGAGAGCCUCCUCACAGGACAGAGGGGGCAGGGAGCACCGGCCAUCGCGCCAUCACCUACAGCCUUUUAUUUAAUGUCACACCAUUCUGCUAUGGUUCUGUUGGCCGCCUUUUUUUUUUUUUUUUUUAAUUUUAUUUAAUGCUGUUUUAUCAUUUUCAAUGAAAGGUAAGAUAUGCUUCAAUGGAAAAAGGUUGAAAAAAGUGCAUAAAAUAAUUUCCUCUAUUCUUUUAAUGUUAACAAAAGGGGUACGGCAGAUAGCAUAUCACAGUACUUGAAAAUGUUUUAUAUAUAUGUGUGUAUUACUGUGCAAAAGUCUUAGGCCCCCUGUUUUUUUUUUUUUCUCCAUACAAACUUUGUUAUAGAUUUCUAUUUUAUGACCAACAUUAUCGAGUCAGUAC
Molecule: messenger RNA, 2540 nt
Organism: Neoarius graeffei (lesser salmon catfish)
Lineage: Eukaryota; Metazoa; Chordata; Actinopteri; Siluriformes; Ariidae
Gene: bmpr1bb
Product: bone morphogenetic protein receptor, type IBb
Exons: 13
Coding region: 329-1966 (545 amino acids)
Biological process (GO): BMP signaling pathway; protein phosphorylation; dorsal/ventral pattern formation
Cellular component (GO): signaling receptor complex; plasma membrane
Molecular function (GO): ATP binding; transforming growth factor beta receptor activity, type I; SMAD binding
Source: RefSeq, a predicted model, not a curated record